UCAUUCAGUUUACUCAAAAAACAAAAUAAUUGAAAAAAUUAAAAAAUAUUUUGUAUAAAAAGGAUGGAUCCAAACCGAGGUAAAGAUAGCUCGUCGGAGACUGUUUAUUGGAAGGAUCUUCUGCCCAAAAGCAGGGUGUUGAUAACUACCAACAGAGCCGAUUAUGUAAAUCAUACGGGAAACUUUAUCAAGAGUCCCCCUGUUCGUCAGACCCAAGAGGAUCCAUCUCUUAUAACAGGUCACUAUGUGCAUAACCUGAAAAUCCGCGGUGUAGAACAAACGACACGAACCUGGCCCAAAUCCAUGGACUGGCGCGAGGAUUACAAACAGUUCAUCAAACGGGCCAAAUGGUGCAAUGAGAAGAUCUACAAAUUAUUCUUCGUCAAUCCGCCCGUUGAUGAAAAUGUUCUCAAAAGCUACAUACAGGAUCUGCGAAAAACGAUCUACAUGCAGGAUUACUCGCCAUACCAUUACGUAUCCUUGGCGAGUCGGCGUAGAGCUUCAAAUGUUAAGAAUCCAUUUGAGUUCAAAGAGGACGAUUAUUUGACCAAUUAUGGUUGUUACUACAAUCGUCUGCAAGAAACUGAACCCUUUAAAAGUGCCCUAUUUGAAGAAAAGCCCAGCAAAGACUUAACGGUGGACAAAUUUGCGUCUGAUAUGCGCAAGCUAUUCACCAAGUACAAUUGUACCACAUACUUUGAUGAAAUCUGCGCUCCGGCCCUUUUAAAGGCCAAGGAUGGUAUAAUGCCUGCAGGUUUCAUUGAUCGCUAUCAGUUCCGAAAAUAUUGAGUACUUACACGUCCUCCCAUUCGUGGAAUAGUGGUAACACACGAUUGGAUUGCGCCACGGGAACGAAUAUCACCGCAUAUUUUAGGUAAUCUCUAGAGUCCUGCAAAAAAAAUUCAAUAUAUAGGUAAAGGUACUAUUAAAGUAAUUAUUAUAACCUCUGUGACAUAAAACCGUGUAUAUAAAAACAAAAAUAAA
Drosophila ananassae is the source of this 984-nucleotide messenger RNA. RefSeq lists its product as uncharacterized. Lineage: Eukaryota; Metazoa; Arthropoda; Insecta; Diptera; Drosophilidae. The transcript has a single exon. The record is from RefSeq and is a predicted model, not a curated record. Bases 64 to 789 code for a protein of 241 amino acids.